Messenger RNA from Capsicum annuum, 1645 nucleotides. Its product is annotated as GDSL lipase. NCBI's taxonomy places the organism in Eukaryota, Viridiplantae, Streptophyta, Magnoliopsida, Solanales, Solanaceae. The record is from RefSeq and is a predicted model, not a curated record. The transcript is spliced from 5 exons. The coding region runs from base 330 to 1415 and encodes 361 amino acids. Gene Ontology annotation, molecular function: hydrolase activity, acting on ester bonds.
CAAUUCUUAUGAGUACCAAUCACUCCACCCAGCCAAGUUGCCGACACUUUUAUGCAACUAUUGCCUCCGUUUGAAUUGUUUGUCUGAUUUUAAUGUGACAUAAUGUUGAAAAGAAAGUAAAGAAACUCUUGAAUUUUGUGUUGUUAAAAUACAGAUACGUAGAAUAUAUUAAAAUGUAUUUUAAUUUUAUAAAUUUAAAUAUGUUACCCGAAAAGCUAGAAUUAAAGAAUGUUUGAAAUGGACUACAGAAAAAAGUAAAACAAACAAAUUCUAAUGGGGUUAGUAUUAUAUAUCCAAUUGGUUUUUCUUAAGCUUGUUCAAGUACUCCAAUGGCUUUGAACUCAAGCUUGUUUCACUUUUGUAUCUUUAUUUUGGUUGCUUGUUUUGCUCAACCAAUAUCGUGUAUUAGCAGCCAUGAUAGACCUCAAGCGGCCCUUUUCGUGUUCGGUGAUUCAUUGUUUGAUCCUGGGAACAAUAACUACAUCAACACCACUACGGAGUACCAAGCAAAUUGGUGGCCAUAUGGAGAAACCUUCUUCAAGUAUCCCACUGGCAGGUUCUGUGAUGGACGUCUCAUCCCUGAUUUUAUCGCUGAAUACGCUAAUUUACCAUUGAUUCCUUCGUAUUUUGAAAUUGGCAAGAAACAUUUUGAUCAUGGAGUAAACUUUGCAUCAGGCGGUGCUGGUUGUUUGGUCGAAACUCAUCGUGGCUUUGUUAUAGAUCUUCAUACACAGUUGAAAUAUUUCAAAAAAGUCGUGAAACUGUUGAAGAAAAAGGUGGGAGCAACAGAGUCCAAACAGAUCCUCUCCAAUGCGGUAUAUAUAUUUAGCGCUGGCGGUAAUGAUUACUUGGCUCCUUUGUCAACAAAUUCGUAUCCUGAGAGAGAAUAUCUGCAGAUGAUUAUGGGCAAUUUGACAUCUGUUUUGAAGGGAAUUUACAAUGAAGGAGGCAGAAAAUUUGUCAUGCUUGGUAUGAUUCCCCUAGGCCGUCUCCCUAAUAUUAGAGCUCUUAAUGGCAAUUCCAUAAAGAAAAUCACAAACUUGGCGAAAGUGCACAAUUCGGCACUUCCAGGGAUGCUCAAACAACUGGAGAAGCAAUUGGCGGGAUUUAAGUAUACAUUAUUCAACUUGUUCAAAGUAUUUUCAGAAAGCCUUGAUAAUCCAACAAAAUAUGGUUUUAAGACAUCAAAGACGGCAUGUUGUGGGAGUGGUCCAUUUCGAGGGAUUUAUAGUUGCGGAGGCAAGAGGCAAACAAAAGAGUACGAGUUAUGUAAAAACGUGAAAGAUAACUUAUUUUUCGACUCUUUUCAUCCCUCUGAGCUAGCCUACCAACAAUAUGCCCAAGUACUGUGGAAUGGAACUCCAGACGUCGUUGCACCUUACAACCUAAAAUCCUUUUUUGAACUUUCAACAUAAUGUCAUGGUGGCAUUGCUGAAACUGUUUUUUUCUGUUCUAUUUGAGUUCGCUUUCUGAAGAGUAAAUCUUCAGAUUUGAUGAUAUGACUUCAUAUAUAAGUCCUUAUGGUUGAAUAAAGUUGAAACAUUAGUUAGAAGCCUGCAAUGUAUAUUUCAACUGUAUAUGCAAUUGGAGAUGGAUUGAUAAAAGAAUGUCCUUUCGAUUAGGGAAAUAUUGAGAUUAAUAAUCC